GAAUCAAUUACAGGACAAUGUGAAACUCUCUAUGAUAUUUCGCCCUUGCCUGAAAAUGUUAUCAGAAGUAAACCUGCAUUGGCGCCAAUCCUCAAUAAUUCUCCAAAACUAUUAAAUGUAAUUGAUGUGGUCAAGAUAAGUAAUUUUAGUAAUUGCAAAAGGCACUUAGUUUACCAUAGAGGAAUAAAUGGAAAGAAGAACUGGGAUGCUGGCUUUUCAAAUGUUGCUGAUGUAAUUCAUAGGAAAACAGAGGGAAGACUUAUAAUAAAUGGAACUCUGCAGGACUAUACUAUACAUUCCACCACUAUUGAAGAUAAAAUAUUUGUUGCACCUUCCUUAUAUAAAAAAACAAAAGGAUUGACACUGAGCUGUGUUAAUCUUACUUUAGUACAUAUUGAAAAAUCUGAACUACCACUUUUACUGAACUUUGAAAUUAAUUCAACACUUUCAUUUGAUUAUGAAUAUAAAUCUAAUGGGAACAUUGAUAUUACCAGUGGUUCUUUCAAUAAUGAAAAAGAUAAAGAUUCAGAAAAUAAGAUACGAAGUGCACGGCAUGUAAAUUUUCCAAGAGAAACUGUUACACCACCAAUAGAU
Messenger RNA from Gryllus bimaculatus (two-spotted cricket), 594 nucleotides. The record is from the annotation of a GenBank genome assembly. Lineage: Eukaryota; Metazoa; Arthropoda; Insecta; Orthoptera; Gryllidae.